CAUGUGAUGACAGCGGGACGUGCGUCCAACUGACGACGGCAAGUUUUGGGGUGAAGAGACCCAAGGAGUGUAACUUGUUCGUGAAUUAUGUUAUUAUGACUGACAUCUUGUGCCGUCAUUACAUUUAAUUGACUGCUUAUUGGUUUUGUUAACCUUACCUUCCGGAGAAAUGUUGGCAUAACGUAUCGGAAGAGAUGUAAGAUUCAUACAGCAGCCGGUUAAAAAGAACAGACAACAGUGGCUCAUGGCUCAUCCACUAAGAACUCAGUCAGCUGAUGUGAGCAAAAAUGCUCAUCCGGCAACUCGGCGCCUGGGAUCUCAAUCUCUGGUUCAUUUGGGCCUGUCUUUAGGAUCUGAAGGGUUUCAAUUUGACGACAGUGGGAUGCUUCUUCCACACAGCAUCCUGGGUAGCUUGGAUGGCUUUAGAAAGUACCUGGAGACUAGAGGAGAGACAGAGUUGGUUAGGCAAAUACCCAAUUUCAGACGAGACUGUCCAUCCCAGGUCCUCGGGAAGCAUCUUCAUGAAGGAGUACAGAAUCAGCGAGAUGCUCCUUUUGGCCAAAGAAACAUACAAGCAAAUGCCCUGCAGCAUUGGGAUGAAUAUAUAAAGCAACGCAGACGACAGCAGAACAUCUUAUCUGAACGACUCCACAGACCAGUCGAGAACUUACUGAUGAACCAAGAUUACAGUUUUAAAGAACUACAGCAGCAGAGAGAACUUCUACGUCGAGUCUUGCCUCUCAUCCAGUCAGGAUAUGGGCACCGUGUGGGAAGUGAAUUUUGGAGUCUCCCCCAGCACUAUGGAAAUGAAUUAAGUGGUAUCAGAGCCACUCUGACACAGACGGAACAAGGCAAACGGAAACCUGUCACAAUUAUCGGACAACCACACAGCAUACUCCAGGAAUCUGGAAUCACUUGUGCUGAGAUGCUGCGUCCAGCGUCUCAGAUUUUGGACCCAAAUAUGGGCAUGCAGCAACGUGCCCUUCAAGAUGUCCAGCAGGGCUUGGAAAUCAACAAGAAGGAUCUCAACAAACUGGUGGUGAUUGGCUCGAGCAAACCUGUUGUUAAAGAGUGCCACAGUAAUUUGUUGGAAGACGGAGAGAGUAUGAACAAGCAGUGUUCGGAGAUAAAAAAGGAAAAUGCCGAUCUACUGGCAAAUAAUAAUGGUGGUGAGUCUAAUACUCUCCUCAUACCUACGCUGAGGUUUGCUGGUCAGCUUGCUAGCUGGACUGGAAACUCUUCUUGUCAGCAGGGAAAGGUAGGAAUUAUCACUACAGUAAUAUUUGAGGCUCUUGUCGGAGAGCGGGUCUCGUCUCAGCUGGAGAUAAGCAAUGUGGGCAGCACAGCUCUCCUCUUCAGCUGGCAGCAUCUUCCCCUGCCACAGCACUUCUCAAACCUUCAGUCACAAUCAAGCAGCCCACACUUCUACUUCAACACCUCCUCUGGGGUCAUCUAUCCAGGUGAGACACAGCAAGUGGAGUUUAUAUUUAAGUCAGCAAGGCCAGGCAUCCUAACUGAGCGGUGGCAGCUCAACACCCACCCUUUGUUGCUGCAAGGAGCCUCCAUUCAGGUCACACUGAAGGGGGUGUCCCACUUGCAGGACAAAACUGCAAGACAGAGGCAAUUCAUAGAGACGAAGCUGGAAGAGACAGCAAGGCUGGAAAUAUGCCGAAAGAUUGUGUACGAGGUGCUGCGAGGAAUUCAGACUCCAGAGAGAUGCAACUCUCCUGCAGAGCCAUACACGUUGCACUACCUUGAUCAGUCAGAGGAGGACCUAAAUAAGCUUCUACAAGAAAUGAAUCCAGAACACAUCUGGGACCUUUCUGACACAUCUAGACAGGAUCCUCUGGAUGAUGAAAUGGACAGUCGGCGUACUUCAAUGGAUAAGUUCAAUGAUGAUGAGCAAGAUGCAAACUGUGAUGACACACCAGACAAUACAGAUGAAUGACUAUAUUCUCACUAGACACAAAAUUAUGUAUAUCAUAAAACUGUAAAAAGAAAGAAAAAAAGAGAUAUUUGAUAAGACAUAAGUACAGUGGAUAUAAAAGGUCUCCACACCCCUGUUCAAAUGUCAUGUUUUUGUGAUGUAAAAAUAUAAAGUCAGAAUAAACUUUUUUCAACAUAGUGACAUAUGACCUGGACAACUCAAUUGAAACAAAAAAAGAUUGUUUUAAGGGGAAGUAAAAAUAAAGAACUGAGAUAAUCUGGUUGCACAAGUAUGUACACCCACACACCCGGGGACGUGGCUGUGUUCAGAAUAACACCAUUCAAAAUCAUGUUAAGUGGGAGUCAGCACACACAUACCACCAUUUAAAAUUCCUCUGAUUAAACUAAAGUGUAGCUGUUCUAGUAGGCUUUGAGUGACUUUCUUUUUCUUUCUUUUUUUUUUGCUUUUUAGCAUAAGCCAUUUUUGUGCCAACUGUGACUGCUAUUUGGAACUGUUCAUAACUGCCUCACCCUUGACUAAGGUCCCAGUUCCAGCUGAAGAAGAACUGUGUGAACGCAUGAUGAUGACACCACAUGCUUCAUUGUCGGUGUGGUUUUCUUUUGGUGAUAAGCAGUAUAGGAUUUUCAAACUCCACACAGGCGGGGCCGGGAUUUGAACCCUGGUCCUCAGAGCUGUGAGGCAGACGCUCUAACCACUCGUCCACCGUGCCACCUAUGUUAUAUUUAAUACUUGGAAAAUUCUUCUCCUGAUACCUUUAAAUGAUGCGAUCCGUUUGAUGCCGUGUAAUCUUUCUGUGGACCAUGGCCUGUGCUGUAAGAUGUAAUGACAAAAAUGUCAGGGAAAGCCUACUAGAACAUCUGAACAUUAUUUGGGCUUAAUCAAACAAUUUAAAGGUGGCAGCUGUGUGCUGACUCCCAUUUCUAAUAGUUUGAACAUGAUUUGUUAAUUCAGAACACAGCCAAAGUUGUAAGAGGGUGUGCACACUUGUGCAACCACAUCACAGGUAUUAUAGGUCUCAAGGAGGGAUUUUUUUUCAUGAUUUAUCUGGCUCUUAUUUUCUUACAUCACAAAAACUGGCAUUUAUACAGGGGUGUGUAAACGUUUUUAUAUUAAUUGUAUAUUUUAACAACAACAUUAUUUGUAAAGCAACAAAAGCCUGAAUGAAAAAACUGAAUGUGCACAUCUAUUCAAUCUAAAUCACUAUUGGUUGCAAAAAAAAAAUGGUAAUGUCUUAUUAAGCAUACACUGUGAUUUUCAUCACUAUACUGAAUUGCAUCGUAUCUAGGUUAUAUGUUGUGAGAUAUAAACGUCUUUGGAACAAUCAUCCAUAUUACAGAAGUGCAAUUUUUCGUUCAAUUGUAAAGGUCUACCAUAUUCUGCAUGAUCACGUGCCACUUCAGCGAAUCGUAAUCGCGUUGUGCACGAAUAAAACUUUCAGUUCUUCCUG
Messenger RNA from Phycodurus eques (leafy seadragon), 3395 nucleotides. It is a transcript of the gene mycbpap, whose product is annotated as mycbp associated protein. Lineage: Eukaryota; Metazoa; Chordata; Actinopteri; Syngnathiformes; Syngnathidae. The transcript has 14 exons. The coding region runs from base 245 to 1948 and encodes 567 amino acids. The record is from RefSeq and is a predicted model, not a curated record.